Cucumis melo (muskmelon) is the source of this 1344-nucleotide messenger RNA. RefSeq names its product protein LIGHT-DEPENDENT SHORT HYPOCOTYLS 10-like. The transcript has 2 exons. The record is from RefSeq and is a predicted model, not a curated record. NCBI's taxonomy places the organism in Eukaryota, Viridiplantae, Streptophyta, Magnoliopsida, Cucurbitales, Cucurbitaceae. Gene Ontology annotation, biological process: response to light stimulus; mRNA transcription. The coding region runs from base 259 to 858 and encodes 199 amino acids. Gene Ontology annotation, cellular component: nucleus.
AUUGCCCUAAUUAAUAUAGUACAAUUAAAAGAUGUGUGGGAGAGAGAGAGGGGGAAAAAAGAAUUAAUAAAGCAUUUUGAGGUUGGACCAUAGCAUGUCUCCUCCAUGAUAUGAUCUAAUUCUUUCAUUUUCUUGUGUUUCCCCCCUUCUAUUACUCCUCCACUCAACAAAAUUCUUGUUCCCUUCUGAUCUAAUUCAACUCUACUCCAAAACAUUUGCCUUUGUUUUGUUUGUAAAAUCUAAUCCUGAAGAGAUCAUAUGUCAAGUAGUAAAGGCAAGGAUGUUCAUGAAGGUUCAUCAUCAAAUUCCUCUUCUUCUUCGUCAGCUCUAAUGGUUGUUGUUGACGAUCAGAAUCAUCAUCAUCAUCAUCAUCAACAACAACAACAACAGUUUGAACGAGGAGAUGAAGCAGCACCAACACCAGUGAUUAGUCGGUACGAGUCACAAAAGAGGAGAGAUUGGUACACAUUUGGACAAUAUUUGAGGAACCAAAGGCCACCAUUGGCUAUAUCACAAUGCAAUUCAAGUCAUGUUUUGGAAUUCCUAAGAUAUCUAGACCAAUUUGGGAAGACAAAAGUGCAUUUAAAUGGGUGUGGUUUCUUUGGAGAACCUGAGCCAGCAGGGCCUUGUACUUGCCCUCUUAGACAAGCUUGGGGCAGCCUUGAUGCUCUUAUUGGCCGCCUUAGAGCUGCUUAUGAAGAAAAUGGAGGCUCAUCAGACACUAAUCCAUUUGCUAGUGGUGCUAUUAGGGUUUAUUUAAGGGAAGUUAGGGACUCUCAAUCCAAGGCCAGAGGAAUCCCAUAUAAGAAGAAGAAGAAAAAGAAGAUUCCAAUUAACACUCAUCAACAAGGGGCCUAAGAGAAGGAGUAGUGAGCAGUUGAUGUGUUUUUGGAGGGUGUCAGUUGCAAUAUGAGAUUAAACAACAACACAUGCAUGCAAAAAAGCUCUUUUUGAGUUAAAAGUAAUUUUAAUUAAGUUGUUUUUUCUUCUUCUUCUCUCUUUUUUCUUUAAUCUUUCUUAUACCUUAAAAGCAUUGUGGGUUUUUCUAUUUUAUUUUGGUUCUUCAAAUUGCCAAUUUAUGGAUCAAAUAUGGGUAUGUUGCAAAAUUACUCUCUUUUAUUGCUUUUUUUUUUUUCUUUUUCCUUUUUAAUUCACAUAGAGAUUUUGUGUCAAUUUUAUUAUUAUAUCUAUUUAUUAUUCAGCAUAUGGAUGAUUAGUUAAUGUCAUUCCUUUUUAAAUAUCCUUUAAUUUUCUUCUCUUUCUCCCAGUGAUCUUUGGUCAUUUUGUAGAUGCUAUUUUUUUUAUAUAUAUAUAUAUAUAGCAAUCAAUAUAAUUAAGAUUAAA